GCCCACCGGCUCUUACAAAUCACCGGGAAUUGGUUUCCCGCCUCCAAGGUCCAAGCUCGCAGGCCUCAGACCCAGGCGACCAAAAUACUUUGGUCUUGAUUUCUCCGGUCGUCGGAACUCUUUCUUCUGCUUGUUUUCCGACGGUUUUCUGUCAACAAAUAAUACGGCGAUUCAACGGUGAAGCCAAGCCUAUAGUUUGAAAUAGGCUGGAUCCCUAUUUUGCAUCGAUUUCUUUAUAGUUUUCAACGCGUUGACGUCGCGUAAUUGGAAGGCCCGCCGAAAUAUUUUAAUUGGUUUGGAUAGAUCUGUGGUUAUCGGCAAGUAUUUUGGAGCUUCUAUAUGUGUACAGUGGCUCAGCCGAAAGUUGGACCGAAUCGCUUCUCUUUUGACUUGCUUAUAUAUAGUGAUCUAGUUUCUUUUGUUCUAUCCAGAAACAAGAGUUUCAGGGUACCACUCUAUGAUUGAUUGGGGAUUCGAAUGAGCUCUGCGGUAUUUUGUUAGUUUUCGUUUAGAUCACAGCUGAAAAUAGAGGCUGGUUAGCAUCGUCUCAGAAGGAAAGAAAUGGGGGUUAGUAGUGAAGGAGUGAGGAGGAGGGGAUGUUCAUGUAGCAAAGAAGACUUCUUGCCUGAAGAGUCCUUCAAGAGCUGGGGGAACUAUGCCAAGGCAUUGAGCCAGACCGGUUUGAGGCUCAAAGACCGGAUUCUUACUCGGUCCCUUGAUGAGACUGAGAUACACGAGAUUAGAGCUAGAAGUCAGCAUGAUAUGAAGAAGAACCUUUCAUGGUGGGAUCUUAUUUGGUUUGGAAUCGGCGCGGUAAUUGGUGCCGGAAUCUUUGUCCUCACUGGUCUGGAGGUGAAAAGCGUCGCCGGCCCGGCUGUAGUUCUCUCCUAUGUUGUCUCCGGCAUAUCUGCCAUGCUCUCCGUCUUCUGUUACACUGAAUUUGCUGUGGAAAUUCCGGUAGCAGGUGGAUCAUUUGCAUAUCUAAGAGUGGAGUUAGGGGAUUUUAUGGCUUUCAUUGCCGGCGGUAACAUCCUCCUUGAGUACAUCAUUGGUGGGGCUGCGGUUGCCCGUUCGUGGACUUCCUACUUUGCAACCCUAUGCAACCAUGACCCUAAUGACUUUCGCAUACAUGUUCACCAGCUCGGCGAAGAUUAUGGCUAUUUGGACCCUAUUUCUGUUGGUGUCAUUAUAGGCAUUUGCAUACUUGCUGUGCUCAGUACCAAGGGCUCGUCUAGACUCAACUACAUUGCCUCAAUUGUGCAUGUUAUCAUCAUUAUCUUCAUUAUAGUUGCAGGUUUCAUCAAGGCUGAUACGAAAAACUACACCCCAUUUACCCCCUUCGGUGCUCGUGGCAUUUUCAAGGCCUCAGCUGUACUGUUCUUUGCGUAUGUUGGGUUCGAUGCUGUGUCAACCAUGGCGGAGGAAACAAAAAAUCCGGCAAAGGACAUUCCAAUUGGGCUGGUUGGCUCAAUGCUAAUUACUACAACAGCCUAUUGCCUGAUGGCUGUGACACUUUGCCUUAUGCAGCCUUACAGUCAAGUUAAUGAGGAUGCCGCAUUCUCUGUUGCAUUCCAGGCUGUUGGGAUGAAUUGGGCCAAGUACAUUGUCGCUGUUGGUGCAUUGAAAGGAAUGACGACUGUGUUGCUAGUCAAUGCUGUAGGUCAAGCACGAUAUCUGACCCACAUUGCCCGCACUCACAUGGUCCCUCCAUGGUUUGCUCACGUCAAUGAAAAGACGGGAACACCUAUCAAUGCCACCAUUGUGAUGCUUCUUGCAACUGCCAUCAUUGGUUUCUUCACCAAGCUCGACAUCCUCUCCAACCUCCUCUCCAUAUCAACACUCUUUAUCUUCAUGCUUGUUGCUGUUGCGCUUCUAGUACGUCGGUACUAUGUGACCGGUGUGACCUCAUCGGUGCACCGUAACGUGCUCAUCCUGUGCAUCCUGUUCAUACUUGGUUCCUCGGUUGCUGCUGCAGUGUACUGGGCUACGAAUGAGACUGGGUAUAUUGCAUACAUAAUCAUUGGGCCUAUAUGGUUCUUGGCCACCCUAUCUCUCCAGGUGUUUGUUCCUCAGGCACGCGAUCCAAAGCUCUGGGGUGUACCACUGGUUCCAUGGUUACCAUCGGCAUCAAUUGCUAUUAACAUCUUUCUUCUUGGUUCAAUAGAUGGCAAGUCAUUCAUGAGAUUUGGAGUCUGGUCUGGGUUUCUUUUGCUUUACUAUUUGUUCUUUGGGCUCCAUGCAUCAUACGACACUGCAAUGGAGUCAGGUGAGAAGAGGAUUGAAGAUGCCAAGCAGUCAAAGAUUGAAAGUGGACUAUGAUUCUGGUAGUGGAAUUUGGAGUUGGAGUAGAUGUAUCUACUCAUGCCGUGCUAAAAUAUUUCAAAGUUCAAGCAAUCUCCAAGGAAGCAGGUGACCACAUUUCUUGUAAAUUAACCAGAAGUUAGAAAGCUCAAGAACUUGGUACCAGAGUUUGCAGUUUAUGUAUUCGAUAUGGCAUCUUCCUCUAACUAGAAGUUAGAGAGUUCGAGCUGGUGGGUAUUAGAGUGUGCAAUUGUAUGUAUUGGAUAAGAUAAGGAGAAAAAAUGGAUUUGUGAAUUUCAUCUGUCUGAUUAUGUACAAGACAUGAUUUCACAUGAAAAAUAAACUAUUUGUUAAGGUUGUGUUACA
Nelumbo nucifera (sacred lotus) is the source of this 2667-nucleotide messenger RNA. RefSeq names its product cationic amino acid transporter 1-like. NCBI's taxonomy places the organism in Eukaryota, Viridiplantae, Streptophyta, Magnoliopsida, Proteales, Nelumbonaceae. Gene Ontology annotation, biological process: transmembrane transport; amino acid transport. Gene Ontology annotation, cellular component: plasma membrane. Gene Ontology annotation, molecular function: L-glutamate transmembrane transporter activity; L-lysine transmembrane transporter activity. The record is from RefSeq and is a predicted model, not a curated record.